AUGGUGGACCCGGAGGCUGCCAUCAACAGCCAGAUCAACCUGGAACUGUAUGCCUCCUACGUCUACCUGUCUAUGUCUUGCUACUUCGACCGGGAUGAUGUGGCUCUGAGGAACUUUGCCAAAUACUUUCUCCACCAAUCUCAUGAGGAAAGGGAACACUCUGAGAAACUGAUGAAUCUGCAGAACGAGCGAGGCGGCCCAAUCUUCCAGCAGGAUAUCAAGAAACCAGACCGAGAUGACUGGGAGAACGGGCUGAAUGCAAUGGAGUGUGCACUGCACCUGGAAAAGAGUGUGAAUCAGUCACUCCUGGAACUGCACAAACUGGCUACUGACAAAAAUGACCCCCACUUGUGUGACUUCAUUGAGACGCAUUACCUGAAUGAGCAGGUGAAAUCCAUCAAGGAACUGGGUGACCACGUGACCAACUUGCGCAAGAUGGGAGCCCCUGAAGCUGGCAUGGCAGAAUAUCUGUUUGACCAGCACACCCUGGGACACAGUAAUCAGAGCUAAGCUGAUUUCCCCAAAGCCACAAGUGACUUUACUGGUCACUGAGGCAGUGCGUGCAUGUCGGUCUGCCUUUAUCUUUUCUAUAAGUCUCACCAAAACAUCCGCUUAAGUUCUUUCAUUUGUACCAUUUCUUUAAAUAAAGAAUUUUGGUACC
Arvicola amphibius (Eurasian water vole) is the source of this 661-nucleotide messenger RNA. Its product is annotated as ferritin heavy chain-like. The coding region runs from base 1 to 510 and encodes 169 amino acids. Gene Ontology annotation, cellular component: cytoplasm. The record is from RefSeq and is a predicted model, not a curated record. Gene Ontology annotation, molecular function: ferrous iron binding; ferric iron binding. Gene Ontology annotation, biological process: iron ion transport; intracellular iron ion homeostasis. The transcript has a single exon. Lineage: Eukaryota; Metazoa; Chordata; Mammalia; Rodentia; Cricetidae.